AUGAAGAUCUGCGAGCCUUACCUGGCGGAGAUGCAGGCGCGGCUGCUCGGCAACCUGACGCGCCUCUUCCAGCCCGUCAAGGACCACCUCGACACGCUGGCCGGCCAGUUCAACGUGCUCUACAGCGACCAGCUCAAAGCGGAAAUCGAGGAUUACCUGUCGGAGAGUCACGAAUUCGAGGAGCUGCGAGAGAAGAUCGACUACUUCAAUGGCUUCCUGGACAGCAUUUCCGACAUGGUGCUCAACGAGUACUUCCCCGUCGCCAAGCUGUGUCAGUACGACGUGAUUCGCUCACUCAAGGGCUUCGCCACCCACUUCAUUGAGACCAUCGUCACGGACAUGGUGAAUGAACACAAGUCAGAGAACCGCAAGAUCUGCGAGGCUUUCGAGGAGAUCGUAGAACGAGCGCAGAAGGUGCCGGCGGACACGGCCGAACUCAUGGCGAGCGGAGAGUACAUGCUGUACGCCACGACGACCCUCAUGGAGGAGCUCCACGCGCGCAUCAGGCGCCAGAUGGAGAUCACCACGAUGUUCAUGGAGCUGACGGGGCUGGACGAUGAGCACAUGGCCCUCAACACGGCCAUCGUCACCUGGCAGACGGACAUCAAGAAGACCUUCGAGCUGAACGCGUCGCUGUACGAAAAGACCCCUCGGUUCAAACCGACCAGUUUCCUCUAUCGGCAAUUAGGUUUAGUGACCCUUUCUCAGGUGUACUGGACGGCCGAGGUCCACAACUGCCUCAAGUCGGGCCACCCUCGCGACCUGGUGAAGUACCACGGCAAGCUCGAGGAGCAGCUGAACGACAUCGUGACCCUGGUGCGCGGCAAGCUGUCCCGCCAGACCCGGGUCACCCUCGGCGCCCUGGUCGUCAUCGACGUGCACGCCAAGGACGUGGUAUGGGACAUGGCCGAGAAGAGCGUGUCCUCGGAGCAGGACUUCCAGUGGCUGGCACAGCUCAGGUACUACUGGGAGGACAACUGCCUGGUGCGGCUCAUCAACGCCACGGUGCCGUACGCGUACGAGUACCUGGGCAACACGCCCCGCCUCGUCAUCACGCCGCUCACGGACCGCUGCUACCGCACGCUCAUCGGCGCCUACCACCUGCACCUCAACGGCGCCCCGGAGGGCCCCGCCGGCACGGGCAAGACGGAGACCACCAAGGACCUGGCCAAGGCGCUGGCCGUGCAGUGCAUCGUCUUCAACUGCUCCGACGGCCUCGACUACAUCGCCAUGGGCAAGUUCUUCAAGGGGCUCGCGUCGUCCGGGGCGUGGGCCUGCUUCGACGAGUUCAACCGCAUCGAGCUGGAGGUGCUGUCCGUGGUGGCGCAGCAAAUCCUGUGCAUCAUCGUCGCCAUCCAGGCGAACGAGACCACGCUCAACUUCGAGGGCACUCAGCUCAAGCUGAACCCAUCGUGCUAUAUCUGCAUCACGAUGAACCCCGGGUACGCGGGUCGCUCGGAGCUGCCGGACAACCUCAAGGUGCUGUUCCGCACCGUGGCCAUGAUGGUCCCGGACUACGCCCUCAUCGGCGAGAUCUCCCUGUACUCGUACGGCUACGUGGACGCGCGCGCCCUCUCCGUCAAGAUCGUCACCACCUACCGCCUGUGCUCCGAACAGCUGUCGUCGCAGUCGCACUACGACUACGGCAUGCGCGCGGUCAAGAGCGUCCUGUCUGCGGCCGGCAACCUCAAGCUCAAGUACCCCGCCGAGAAGGAGGAGAUCCUGCUGCUGCGCUCCAUCAUCGACGUCAACCUGCCCAAGUUCCUCAACCACGACGUGCCGCUGUUCCAGGGCAUCAUCUCGGACCUGUUCCCUGGCGUGACCCUGCCCGAGCUAGACUACUCCCAGAUGAAGGAGGCCCUGGGCGCCGUGUGCGCGCGCCGCAACCUGCAGCCCGUCGACUACUUCGUCACCAAGGUGGUGCAGACCUACGAGAUGAUGGUGGUCCGCCACGGCUUCAUGCUCGUGGGGGAGCCCUUCAGCGGCAAGACCUGCGCGCUGCACGCGCUCGCCGAGGCCCUCGGCAUGAUGGCCGAGCAGCCGGGCUGCGAGGAGGUCGGCGUCGACUACUUCACGCUCAACCCCAAGUCCAUCACGCUGGGGCAGCUCUACGGCCAGUUCGACCCCGUCUCCUACGAGUGGUCCGACGGCGUGGUGGCGCUCGCCUUCCGCCAGUUCGCCAUGGCGCAGGACGGAAGGCGGAAGUGGCUCAUCUUCGACGGCCCCGUGGACGCGGUGUGGAUCGAGAACAUGAACACGGUGCUGGACGACAACAAGAAGCUGUGCCUCACGUCCGGGGAGGUCAUCACCAUGUCGCCCACCAUGUCCAUGAUCUUCGAGGUCAUGGACCUGCUGCAGGCGUCGCCCGCCACCGUGUCCCGGUGUGGCAUGAUCUACCAGGAGCCCAGCGCUCUGGGCUGGCGACCGCUCGCCGACUCGUGGCUCCGAGCACCCCCGCAGGUAACGACUGGCUCGCCCCGGGAGCUGCCCGUCCUCACAGACAACAACAGUCUCAUCAGCGACCUGCUCGACUGGCUGGUGCCCGCGUGCACGCACUUCCUGCGCCGCCAGUGCAGCCAGGUGCUGGACGCGGGCGUGUCCAACACGGUCCGCGGCGUCCUGCAGCUGGCCGAGAUGCUGCUGGACGAGGCGACGCAGUCAUGGGACGACUUCGAGAAGUACGUCGCCAACUGGACGCACGCCACCUUCCUGUACGCCGGCGUGUGGGGCUUCGGCGGCGCGCUGGACCAGGCGUCACAGGAGAAGUUUGACGAGUUCUACAAGGAGCUCUGGCGCGGCAACAACGAGGCCUACCCCGUGCCGGAGAGCGUCGGCCCCGUGGAGCUGUCCAUCCCGAACGAGGGCCUGCUGUACGACUACGUGUUCGUGUACCGGCAGAAGGGCGCGUGGAAGCACUGGCCCGAGCUGCUGCGCUCCGUCAAGAUGACCGAGACCAUCAACAUCCAGCAGAUGGUCGUGCCGACCGUCGAGUCCGUCAAGUACGUGCACCUGCUCGAGAUGCACGUGCGGCACGGGGUGCCGUUCCUGCUGGUGGGGCCGACGGGCACGGGCAAGAGCUUCUACAUCCAGGACCUGCUCAUGAACAAGCUGGACCAGGAGCAGUACCUGCCCGCCUUCCUCACCUUCACCGUGCAGACGUCCGCCAACCAGACCCAGGACCUGGUGCUGUCCAAGCUGCACAAGCGGCGGCGCGGCCAGUACGGCGCGCCGCCCGGCAAGAAGUGCGUCAUCUUCGUGGACGAUAUGAACAUGCCGCAGAAGGAGGUGUACGGCGCGCAGCCGGCCAUCGAGCUGCUGCGCCAGUACUUCGACCACGGCAACUGGUUCGACCUCAAGGACUGCUCCAAACUCCUCCUCGACGGCAUCCUGCUGGUGACGGCGUGCGGCCCGCCCGGGGGCAGCCGUCAGGACGUGUACCGCCGCUUCCUGCGUCACUUCAAGCUGUACUCCAUCAACUCGUUCAGCGAGGACAGCGUGACCAAGAUCUUCACCAACGUCCUGCAGGUGGGGCUGCGUCGCACCGGCUUCGGGCAGGACGCGGCGCAGUCCAUCCAGUGCGUGGUGGCGGCCACGCUCGAGGUGUACCUGGCGGCGAUGCGCGAGCUGAGGCCCACGCCCGCCAAGUCGCACUACGUGUUCAACCUGCGCGACGUGGCCCGCGUGGUGCAGGGCUGCUCGCUCGCCCGCAAGGAGUCCGUGGACAGCAAGCGCUUCUUCGUCAACCUGUGGACGCACGAGGUCCUGCGCGUGUUCUACGACCGACUGGUGGACGACGCUGACCGCGACUGGCUGUUCGCACUCAUCCGGCACUGCGUGCAGAGCCACUUCAAGGAGAGCCUCGACGUCUGCCUGGAGAACCAGUGCGACGAGCAGGGCGUCGUCACCCGGGAGGCGCUCGACACCCUCAUCUUCGGCAACUUCAUGGACCCGGACGCGGCCGAGGACGACCGGAAGUACGAGGAGAUUGCGCGCAUCCAGGACUUCAAGAGCCUGGCCGAGGCAGUCAUGGACGAGUUCAACUCGUCGCACAAGACCAAGAUCGACGUGGUGCUGUUCAAGUACGCCCUGGUGCACCUGGCGCGCGUGUGCCGGGUGAUCGCCUGCCCGGGUGGCUCGGGGCUGCUCGUGGGCGUCGGCGGCUCGGGUCGCCAGUCGCUCACCAGGCUGGGCAACGCCAUCAUGGGCAGCACCCUCUUCCAGCCGGAGAUCACCAAGAACUACGGCGUCAACGACUGGAGGGACGAUUUGAAACAGGUCCUCAAGGAGUCGGGCGGCCGCGGCAAGGACACCGUGUUCCUCUUCAACGAGACGCAGAUCAAGGAGGAGGUGUUCCUGCAGGACAUCGACUCGCUGCUGAACUCGGGAGAGGUGCCCAACAUCUUCGCCGUGGACGAGAAGCAGGAGAUCCUGGAGCUGGUGCGCCUCGCCGCGCAGGGGGGCAACCGCAACAUGGAUGUCAGCCCUCUCCAGGUGUUCGCCUUCUUCAUCAACCGCUGCAAACAGAAGCUGCACAUGAUGCUGUGCUUCAGCCCCAUCGGGCCGUCCUUCCGCUCCCGGCUCCGACUCUACCCCUCGCUGGUCAACUGCUGCACCAUCGACUGGUACGAGAUGUGGCCCGAGGACGCCCUCGGCAUGGUGGCGACCCGCUACCUGUCCGACGUGGCCCUGGACGCCAACGUGCGCACCAACGCCGUGCAGGCCUGCAAGUACUUCCACGCCACGUCCAAGGUGGCCGCGGACCGGUUCCACGCCGCCACGGGCCGCAAGACGUACAUCACGUCGUCGGCGUUCCUCGAGCUCAUCAAGUCGUUCGCGCGCCUCACCGUGGCCAAGCAGGAGGAGAUCAUGGACGCCAAGAACCGCUAUAUGGGCGGUCUGGACAAGCUCGACUUUGCCGCCGCGCAGGUGGCGCAGAUGCAGACGGAGCUGACCAACCUGCAGCCGCGGCUGGCGCAGGCGGUGCGCGAGUCGUCCAAGAUGCUGUCCAUUAUCGAGCAGGAGACGAUCAAGGUGGAGCAGGCCACGGACCUGGUGCGGGAGGACGAGAAGGUGGCCAACGCGCAGGCCGAGGCGUCGCAAGCACUCAAGUCCGAGUGCGAGGCGGAUCUGGCGCUCGCCAUCCCCAUCCUCGAGGAGGCCAUCAACGCCCUGAACACGCUCAAACCCCAGGACAUCACGCUCGUGAAGUCGAUGAAGAACCCACCUGACGCCGUCAAAAUGGUGAUGGCGGCCGUGUGCAUCAUGAGGGACAUUGCGCCUGAUCGCGUGCCGGACCCGGCCUCCGGCAGGAAGAUCCUGGACUACUGGGGCCCCAGCCUCAAGCUCCUGGGGGACAUCAACUUCCUGCAGACGCUCAAGGACUACGACAAGGACAACAUCCCGCCCGCGCUCAUGGCCAAGAUACGCAAGGAGUACCUGCCCAACAAGGACUUCAAGCCGAGCAUCGUGGCCAAGGCGUCGAGCGCGGCCGAGGGCCUCUGCAAGUGGAUCAUCGCCAUGGACAUGUACGACGUCGUCGCCAAGGAGGUGGCGCCCAAGAAGGCCAAGCUGGAGAUCGCCGAGAAGGAGUACGCCGCCACCAUGGCCCUCCUGGACGAGAAGCGAGGCCAGGUGCGCGCGCUGGAGGACAAGCUGGCGCAGCUGACGGAGCAGCUCAACGAGGCCAACGAGCGCAAGCAGGCCCUCCAGGACGACGUGGCGCUGUGCGAGAGCAAGCUGGAGCGCGCCAACAAGCUCAUCAACGGCCUGGGCGGCGAGAAGGCGCGCUGGUCGCAGGCGGCCAAGACCCUGCAGACGAGCUACGACUGCCUGGCCGGCGACAUCCUCGUGUCGUGCGGGGUCAUCGCCUACCUCUGCACCUUCACGACGCCCUUCCGCGUCGAGGCCGUGGCCAAGUGGCGCGACUACGUGAUCCAGCUCAAGAUCCCCUCCUCGGCUGAAUUCAGUUUUGUCAAGGUGCUGGGAUCCGAGAUCAAGACGCAGGGCUGGAACAUCCACGGCCUGCCCAGGGACGCCUUCUCCAUCGAGAACGCCAUCAUCGUAGACUGCUCCAAGCGGUGGUCGCUUAUGGUUGACCCACAGGGCCAGGCCAACAAGUGGAUAAAGGGCAUGGAGAAGGCCAACGACCUCCAGGUCGCCAAGUUCAGUGACCCCGACUACAUGAAGACGGUCGAGUCCUGCGUGUCGACGGGCAGGCCGCUGCUGCUGGAGAACGUGCUGGAGGAGCUGGAGGCGCCCCUGGACCCGGUGCUCUUCCGCAUGACGUUCUCGCAGGGCGGCACCACGUUCAUCAGCCUCGGCGACAACAUCGUGGAGUACCACCCGGCCUUCAAGCUCUACAUGACGUCGCGGCUGCGCAACCCGCACUACCUGCCGGACGUCUUCAACAAAGUCACCAUCGUCAACUUCGCGCUGACGGUGGAGGGGCUGGAGGACCAGCUCCUGGGCACCGUGGUGGCCAAGGAGCGGCCCGACCUGGAGGACAAGCGCCAGAGUCUGAUCGUGCAGAGCGCCGCCAACAAGAAGGCCCUCAGCGACGUGGAGGAGAUGAUCCUCAAGACGCUGUCGCAGUCCAAGGGCAACAUCCUGGAGGACGAGACGGCCAUCCGCGUCCUGGACGAGUCCAAGCUGCUCUCGGAGGACAUCACCCGCAAGCAAGAGGCCACCCGGGAGACGGAGGAGAAGAUCGAGAGCUUCCGCUACAACUACCAGUCCAUCGCGAAACACUCGGCCUCGCUGUACUACUGCGUCACGGACCUGCCCAACAUCGACCCCAUGUACCAGUACUCGCUCGCCUGGUUCAUCAACAUCUACGUCACGUCCAUCGAGACAGCCAACAAGUCCAGGGACCUGGAGCGCCGCCUCGCCUUCCUCACGGACACCUUCACGUACAACUUGUACUGCAACGUGUGCCGCUCCCUCUUCGAGAAGGACAAGCUGCUGUUCUCCUUCAUCCUGUGCACCACCAUCAUGAUGGCGCGACGCUCGCUCACCAAGCACGAGCUCAACUUCUUCCUCACGGGGGGAGUGGGCCUCGAGAACCCCACGCCGAACCCGGGCAAACCUUGGCUGCCGGACAAGGCCUGGGACGAGGUUUGCCGCGUGGACGAGGUGCCCGGGUUCGGCGGUUUUCGACAGGCGUUCGUGUCCGGCCUGGGCGAGUGGAAGAAGUACUACGACCUGGCAGAGCCUCAAAGCACGGACCCGCCGCGAGCGUGGACGGGCGGCAAGGACCCCAGCCUGUUCCAGAGACUCAUCUGCCUCCGGAUGGUGCGGCCCGACAAGGUGACACACGCCGUGAGCGCGCUGGUGCAGAGUCACCUGGACAAGCGGUACGUGUCGCCGCCGCCCUUCGACAUCGCCCGCUCGUACGAGGACUCCAACUGCCUGGCGCCGCUCAUCUUCAUCCUGUCCCCGGGCGCCGACCCCAUGGCCGCGCUGCUCAAGUUCACCACCAAGCUGGGCGUCGGCAACAAGUUCGCGUCCAUCUCGCUGGGCCAGGGCCAGGGGCCCAUCGCGGCGGCCAUGAUCAAGGAGGCGCAGGCCACCGGGGGCUGGGUGUGCCUCCAGAACUGCCACGUGGCCGAGUCCUUCAUGACGCCCCUGGAGAAGAUCUGGGAGGGCCUGGACACCAACAACACGGCCCUCGGCUUCCGCCUCUGGCUCACGAGCUACCCGUCGGCGGCCUUCCCCGCCGCCCUGCUGCAGAACGGCGUCAAGAUGACCAACGAGCCGCCCACCGGCCUGCAGCAGAACCUGCUCCGCGCCUACCUCUCCGAGCCCGUCAGGGACCCGGAGUUCUUCGAAGGCUGCCCGGGCAAGGACAGAGUGUUUGUCAAACUCCUGUACGGCAUCUGCUUCUUCCACGCCGUGAUCCAGGAGCGACGUAAGUUCGGACCCAUCGGCUGGAACAUCCCGUACGGCUUCAACGAGUCCGACUUUGCCAUCUCCGUCCGCCAGCUGCAGAUGUUCAUCAACGAGUACGAGCAGGUGCCGUACCAGGCCAUCUCCUACCUGACGGGCGAGUGCAACUACGGCGGCCGAGUCACGGACGACUGGGACCGCCGCUCGCUGGUCGUCAUCCUGGCCAACUUCAUCAACGACGGCGUCGUGCUGGACGCCAACUACGUGUUCUGCCCCGGGGGCGCGCAGUACGGGCUCCCGCGCAAGAACGACUACCGCGAGUACCUGCGGCACGUGGAGGCGCUGCCGACGCUGCCGCCACCCGAGGUCUACGGGCUGCACGCCAACGCGGGCAUGACCAAGGACCUGCAGGCCACCAGGGCGCUCGUGGACGCCAUGCUCUCCGUCCAGGGCCAGGUGGCGGUCGAGGGCGGCCAGACGGAUCAGGUGCUCCUGACGAUCGCCGGCGACAUCCUGGCCAAGCUGCCGAAGGCCUUCGACCUGGAGCUGGCGGCGCAGCGGUUCCCGGUCUCAUACAAGGAGUCCAUGAACACGGUCCUCGUGCAGGAGAUGGAGCGCUUCAACCGCCUGGUGGACGUGGUGCGCCGGUCCCUGGAGGAGCUGCAGCGCGCCGUCCGCGGCCUCAUCGUCAUGUCCCCCGAGCUGGACGCCGUGGCGAGCGCGCUGCUCGUGUCGCGGGUGCCCGGCGCCUGGAGCAAGGCGUCGUACCCGAGCCUCAAGCCGCUCGCCAGCUACAUCGCGGACCUGUGCGAACGGCUGCGCAGCCUGCAGGACUGGCACGACAACGGCCGCCCGAAGGUCUUCUGGCUCUCGGGAUUCUUCUUCACGCAGGCCUUCCUGACGGGGGCUAUGCAGGACUUCGCCCGCAAAUACACGGUCCCCAUCGACCAGCUGACGUUCGACUUCCAGGUGCUCGGGGGGGACAGCGUCGCCUCCCCGCCUCAGGACGGCGUGUACUGUCACCGCCUGUUCUUGGAGGGUGCGCGCUGGGACCGCGGGGCGGGCGUGCUCGCAGAGCAGCUGCCAAAGGUACUCAGUGACAUUAUGCCCAUCAUCUGGUUCAAGCCAACUCAAAAGCAAGAACUGUCUGAAGGGAGGCGAUAUCGGUGCCCCUUGUAUAGGACUUCAGAGAGGAGAGGCGUCUUGUCAACGACAGGCCACUCAACAAACUUUGUUUUAGCACUCCUAUUGGAUACAGAGAAACCUCCAAAUCAUUGGAUACAGAGGGGGACUGCUCUAUUAUCUCAAUUAGAUGAUUAAAAGAAGAGUGCAUUCAUUCAGAGAGUUGUUUCUCUCUUUGUAAAUGACUCCUGACAAAUCCUGUCUGGUCUAACAAGCAAUGACAAUGUGAUAAAAUUAUUGGAUUGCAUAAGAAUGUUUUUUGUAAACUUAUCUAUUUCAAUUGAAUAUUUGUACAUAUAACUUUAGCAGACAUUUGUAUCAGAAAAUAAACUUUCUGCAUUGAGGAAAACUAUGUAACCAAGAGAAAACCAAAGGCUGCU
Messenger RNA from Frankliniella occidentalis (western flower thrips), 9446 nucleotides. Its product is annotated as dynein axonemal heavy chain 7. The record is from RefSeq and is a predicted model, not a curated record. Gene Ontology annotation, molecular function: dynein light intermediate chain binding; ATP binding; dynein intermediate chain binding. Gene Ontology annotation, cellular component: dynein complex. NCBI's taxonomy places the organism in Eukaryota, Metazoa, Arthropoda, Insecta, Thysanoptera, Thripidae. Gene Ontology annotation, biological process: microtubule-based movement.